This is a messenger RNA of Brassica oleracea var. oleracea, 4164 nucleotides long. Its product is annotated as probable serine/threonine-protein kinase GCN2. Gene Ontology annotation, biological process: protein phosphorylation; mitochondrial translation. The transcript is spliced from 29 exons. The record is from RefSeq and is a predicted model, not a curated record. Lineage: Eukaryota; Viridiplantae; Streptophyta; Magnoliopsida; Brassicales; Brassicaceae. Gene Ontology annotation, molecular function: ATP binding; protein kinase activity; protein binding. The coding region runs from base 266 to 3991 and encodes 1241 amino acids. Gene Ontology annotation, cellular component: mitochondrion.
GAGGGUCUAUGCUGGAGAAAGAAGGAGAUGUACACUGGCGCCAUCUUUGAAGAGCAGCCGUGAUGGUUUUGUUCAUCAUUCAGACUUGUAUAAACUGAUCCAUCGGUAGCAACUCUGCGAUUAAAUUUUGAAUUUUUAGAUCGAGAUUGUUGCGGCAGUUGUGAGAGAGGUAGGCUAGAGACGAAGAAGAGGUUUUACGGAGUUGGGGUUUUUGGUAGUGGUGAUCGAAGGAGAAGGGGUUUUCGAUUGAAUCUAGGGUUUCCCAAUGGGUCGGAGUACGAAGAAGAAGAAGAAACGUGGAGGUCAUAGCGGGAGAAGAGGUCAGCUGAAGGACCAUGGAUCUAACGAUGAUGAAGACAAUGAACUUCUCUCCGAGGAGAUCACUGCUCUCUCUGCGAUAUUUCAGGAAGACUGCAAAGUCGUCUCUUCUUCUAGCUCAACGUCGCCUCCUCAAAUAGUUAUUAAACUAAGGCCUUACUCUAAAGAUAUGGGGUAUGAGGACACUGACAUCUCCGCUACGCUUUUAGUUAGAUGCUUACCAGGGUAUCCUUACAAGUGCCCCAAGCUGCAGAUUACUCCGGAACAAGGGUUGACAACAGCUGAUGCGGAGAAGCUUCUAUCUCUUCUUCAGGACCAGGCAAGUUCCAAUGCUCGUGAAGGCCGGGUUAUGAUAUUCAACUUGGUGGAAGCUGCUCAAGAGUUUUUAUCCGAAAUAAUUCCUGACAGUCACGAUGAGGAAUCUGUUCCAUGCUCGACUACACAGCCAGGCGCUCAGUUCAUUGAGGAAGCUGUGCCUAAAGCAAAACCCUCUUCUGCUGGACCUUUUGUAUAUGGUUUUAUAGACUUGUUUAGUGGAUUGGAAGAUUCAAGGAAUUGGAGUCUGAAUCUAGAUGAAAAUAGAGGAGUCGUUUCUACAGUACAACCACACCCACUAGAAGCUUCAAGAAUUUUGCAUGAGAAGCCGGACAAGAGUCUGAAGCGAUCUGAAGAUCACGCUAAAGAAGAAGUUGCAUUGCCUUCUCCUAUUGCGAAACCAAAUACUCUUGAAGGGGAUAAUGUUGAUGAUACAAGCACUUCUUCUUUUGACUCAAGUAGCUCUACUGAAGAUGGAUUUAUCCAAAAUCAGAAGAAGAAAUCGUUUUUCAGAUCAAAUAUCCAAGAUGAUACAAGUGAAGAUGACAACAAUCAAUCCGAAAGUGAGUCGGAGUCAUGGUCUUCUGCUUCCUCAACUCAAGAUCAAGUUCCUCAAAUUAGCAAGCAAGAUCUAUUAAUGGUCCAUCUACUCCGAGUUGCUUGCUCUUCCAAAGGGCCUUUGGCUGAGGCAUUGCCACAGAUAACCGAUGAACUGCAUCAGCUUGGUAUAUUGUCUGAAGGGGUGUUAGAUUUAGCUUCCAAGCCAUCUCCAGACUUCAAUAGAACUUUUGAAGAUGUAUUCAAUCAAAACAUGGCCUCAACCCGAGUUCCUCAGUUUUGGGAGCAACCUUCUGAUUUUGGCAAGGCAAAUGCGUCACUUCCAAGUUCGCGGUAUCUUAAUGAUUUUGAAGAGUUGAAACCCCUUGGUCAAGGUGGGUUUGGUCACGUAGUGUUGUGCAAAAAUAAAUUGGAUGGAAGACAAUAUGCAGUAAAGAAAAUUCGACUGAAGGACAAAGAGAUACCUGCCGACAACCGGAUAGUUCGAGAAGUAGCAACACUUUCCCGCUUGCAGCAUCAGCAUGUUGUACGUUACUAUCAGGCCUGGUUCGAAUCAGGGGUUGCUGAUCCUUAUGCUGGCGCAAAUUGGGGAUCAAAAACUGUAGGGAGCUCAAUGUUCAGCUACUCAGGUGCGGUGUCAACUGAAAUUCCUGAGCAGAACAAUAAGCUUGAGUCUACUUAUCUGUAUAUCCAAAUGGAGUAUUGUCCCAGGACUCUGCGGCAGGUUUUUGAAUCAUAUAAUCACUUCGACAAAGAUUUUGCAUGGCAUUUAAUUCGCCAAAUUGUCGAAGGCUUAGCUCAUAUCCAUGGACAAGGGAUAAUUCAUCGAGAUUUUACACCUAAUAACAUUUUCUUUGACGCCCGGAAUGAUGUCAAAAUUGGGGAUUUUGGUCUUGCAAAGUUCUUGAAGCUCGAACAGUUGGAUCAAGAUGGGGGCUUCUCUACGGAUGUGGCUGGAAGCGGAGUUGAUAGUACUGGUCAAGCUGGUACUUACUUUUACACAGCACCUGAAAUUGAACAAAGUUGGCCUAAGAUCGAUGAAAAGGCUGACAUGUAUAGCUUAGGGGUUGUGUUUUUCGAACUUUGGCACCCUUUUGGAACCGCCAUGGAGAGGCACGUUAUUUUAACUAAUUUAAAGCUGAAAGGAGAACUACCUCUCAAAUGGGUAAAUGAGUUUCCCGAACAGGCUUCUUUACUGCGACGUUUGCUGUCUCCAAGUCCAUCUAAUCGCCCCUCUGCUACAGAACUUCUUCGGCAUGCAUUUCCUCCCAGAAUGGAAUCUGAGUUACUGGACAAUAUCCUAAGAAUAAUGCAAACUUCUGAAGAUUCAAGUGUUUAUGAUAGAGUAGUAAAUGUGAUAUUUGAUGAAGAAGUAUUGGAGACGAAGUGCCAUCAGGCUAGUGGAUCAAGAGUUUGUGCAGAUGAUAGUUAUGUUCAGUACACUGAGAUGGAUACCCAGCGUCGUGAUUAUGUUGUUGAAAUCACAAAGGAAGUCUUUAGGCAGCAUUGUGCGAAACAUCUAGAGGUCAUCCCAAUGCGUUUGCUUAGUGAUUGCCCCCAAUAUAGCAGGAAAACUGUAAAACUUUUGAGUAAUGGAGGAGAUAUGCUUGAACUAUGCUAUGAGCUACGACUGCCUUUUGUGCAUUGGAUUAGCGCAAAUCAGAAAUCCUCAUUCAAGCGAUAUGAGAUCUCCCAUGUCUACAGGAGAGCAAUUGGCCACUCUCCACCAAAUCCUUGUCUUCAGGCGGACUUUGACAUUGUUGGAGGUACAACAUCUCUGACAGAGGCAGAAAUUCUCAAGGUGAUAGUGGACAUCACAACCCACAUCUUUCAUCGUGGAUCUUGUGAUAUUCAUUUGAAUCAUGGAGAUUUGCUGGAUGCGAUUUGGUCUUGGGCAGGGAUUAAGGCAGAGCAUAGGCGAAAGGUUGCAGAGCUUCUUUCCAUGAUGGGAUCCUUACGUCCUCAGUCAUCUGAGAGGAAGCUAAAAUGGGUUUUCAUAAGGCGUCAACUUCUGCAGGAGUUGAAGUUACCUGAAGCUGUUGUCAAUAGGCUUCAGACUGUUGCUUCAAGAUUUUGUGGAGCUGCAGAUCAAGCACUUCCUCGUUUAAGGGGAGCUCUGCGUGCUGAUAGACCUACACGCAAGGCACUUGAUGAGUUGUCAAACCUCUUAACCUACUUAAGAGUCUGGAGAAUAGAAGAGCAUGUUCAUAUUGAUCCUCUGAUGCCACCUACCGAAAGUUAUCACCGGAAUUUGUUCUUUCAGGUUUUCUUAACCAAAGAAAAUAGCACUGGGACAUCUAAUGAUGGCGUUUUACUUGGUGUUGGUGGUCGUUAUGAUGAUUUGGUUCAUCAAGUGUGUGAUCGUGAAUAUAAAAUGAAUCUCCCUGGUGCUGUUGGCGUCAGUCUUGCACUGGAGACAAUAUUUCAGCAUCUUCCUAUGGAUCUAAGGCCUGUUAGAAAUGAAGUCAACACCAGUGUACUUGUUUGUUCAAGAGGAGGUGGCGGUUUACUGGUCCAGCGCAUGGAGCUAGUUGCGGAGCUAUGGGAAAAAAGUAUAAAGGCUGAGUUUCUUCCAACACCUGAUCCAAGUCUUACAGAGCAGUAUGAAUAUGCAAACGAACAUGAAAUCAAAUGUCUAGUGAUUAUCACAGAGCCUGGUGUGGCUCAAAAUCAAAUAGAGUUUGUAAAGGUUCGGCACCUUGAGUUGAAAAAGGAGAAAGUGGUACAAAGAGAAGAACUUGUUAGAUUCCUGCUGGCUGCAAUGGCUGUUCAGUUUAGAAACCCCUCCGUUUGGAGCUAAAGAGAGUAAAGAAAGAUCUAACUUUUGUUUUCACUUUUGCUUGAUGAAAAUUAUUUACACUCAGAUCACAGUUUUUGAUCAUUCACCAUCUUGUAUAUAUUGGUCUCGGUUAGUUGUUUGAUUCUCUUGCAAAAUAGUUAAAGAAAAUGGUUAGGAAUCUGAUUGUUUAAUAU